AUGGCUUGGAAUAUGCACUUGUUUUAUAAGUGUCCACUGAAACAUUUCUUCAGUCCUAAUAUAUUACUGUAUCCACAUAGAAAUGAUUUAAAGUUGUUGAAAAAUAAUCUACAUAAUAAAGCAGUCAUAGUUUUGGGAAUAGAAUCCAGUUGUGAUGAUACAGGCUGUGGAAUUGUUGAUAAUACGGGAACCAUUCUAGGUGAAGCCAUUGAUUCUCAACAUUAUGUUCAUUUGAAUUUUGGAGGAAUAAUUCCUGGGAUUGCACGUGUAUUGCAUACAAAUAAUAUUACUAGGGUUUGUGAAGAUGCAUUGAGAUCUGCAAAUUUGAAAUUAAAAGACAUUAGUGCUAUAGCUACAACUGUGAAACCUGGUCUGCCUAUGUCGCUUGAUGUUGGCACAAGGUUUGGAAAACAUUUAGCAAAAAUUGGAAAAAAACCUUUUAUACCUAUACACCAUAUGGAAGCUCAUGCCUUGACAGUACGAAUGAAGGAAAAAGUUGAUUUUCCUUAUCUUGUAUUAUUGGUUUCUGGAGGUCAUUGUUUACUCGCAAUUGUAGAAGAUGUGAACAAGUUUUAUUUACUUGGAACUACAAUAAAUAUUGCACCUGGAGAAAUCUUUGAUAAGGUUGCUCGAAGACUUAAAUUACGAAACGUUCCAGAAUUUAGUUCUUUAAACGGAGGUGCAGCUAUAGAAACUGCAGCACGUAAAGCAUCAAAUGUUGAUCAAUUUUUUUUUGAUACUGCAAUGGCACAUUAUCGCAAUUGCAAUUUUAGUCUUAGUGGAAUGCUGACUAGAUGUACAAAAUACAUUGAAACAGAAGAGGAAAAACAUGGUGUAAUUGGUGAUAUGUUGAUUCCUGAUGCAUACAAUUUAUGUGCAGCAUUUCAAUUAGCUGUAGUAACACAUAUUUGUCAGAGGACUCAAAGAGCAAUAGAAUUUGUUGAUAAAAUGUCAUUGUUUCCUAAUGACAAACGGACACUGGUUGUAUCAGGAGGAGUUGCGUGUAAUGAUUUCUUAGCUAAAGCACUAAAUAUUGUAAGUACGGAAUUAGGUUUUAAUUUUGUCAGGCCACCCCCUAAAUUGUGCACAGACAAUGGAAUAAUGAUUGCAUGGAAUGGAGUGGAAAGGUGGAUUGCAGAUAAGGGUGUUAUUAAGAAUGAAAACGAUAUUGAUAAUGUGUGUAUAGAGAAGAAAGCUCCAUUAGGAGAAGACUGGAGAGAGAAAGUAAAAGAAGCCAAUCUAAAGUGUAACUGGGUAAAAUUAAAGAAACAACUGACGUGA
Molecule: messenger RNA, 1281 nt
Organism: Dufourea novaeangliae
Lineage: Eukaryota; Metazoa; Arthropoda; Insecta; Hymenoptera; Halictidae
Gene: Tcs4
Product: probable tRNA N6-adenosine threonylcarbamoyltransferase, mitochondrial
Exons: 5
Coding region: 1-1281 (426 amino acids)
Biological process (GO): tRNA threonylcarbamoyladenosine modification
Cellular component (GO): mitochondrion
Source: RefSeq, a predicted model, not a curated record